AUGGCCUUGUACCAACAGGGCAUCGAGAUUUACGUCGCGCCGCACGCGGAUGACUUGCCGUCAUGGAUAGCGUCAAUGCAGCACAUUGCCAAGGAGGGACGUUGCUUUGUUAUAUCGGUCAACUCGGUGUGCAAGGUGUCAGACUUUCCGUCCGACUACCCGCCGUUCACGGCCGAACACCCUGACCGGCGUCCGGACGGAGGCCAAUGGGAAGCGGAUGACAUUGUUAACCACGGAGGCUCAUGCAUUGUUGGACCGCUGGGGACAUUUCUUGCCGAGCCGGUGUGGGACAAGGAGACCAUCAUCUAUGCCGACCUCAGGAUGACAGACCUCACGGAGUCAAGGCUCGACUUUGACCCAGUCGGCAGUUAUUCCCGGCCCGAUGUCUUGUAA
Molecule: messenger RNA, 393 nt
Organism: Colletotrichum spaethianum
Lineage: Eukaryota; Fungi; Ascomycota; Sordariomycetes; Glomerellales; Glomerellaceae
Product: nitrilase
Exons: 3
Coding region: 1-393 (130 amino acids)
Molecular function (GO): catalytic activity
Source: RefSeq, a predicted model, not a curated record